AUGAUUACAGAUUCUAAAUGCAGUGGAGUAUUGAUCUCGCCACGUCAUAUUUUGACUGCAGCUCAUUGCUUGCUUUAUAAGAAAAGGAAAUCUGUUCUUACGAAGAUGGAGUGCAGAAGGAAUGGCCACAGAAACACUCACCGGUUUAAAACCGGUACGUAUUGGGUCUUCGUCGGCAGUCGAUGUAUUGAUCCGCAAAGAUGCCGGAUACCGUGGUUGAGGGUUGCUCGUGUGCACUACCAUGAGGACUACGAUGAAUGUAGCUUGGAAGAUGAUAUAGCAGUCCUCGAAUUAGCUGAAAGCGUUCCUAGUCAAUGGGCUACACCCAUAUGUUUACCGGAUAGGGAAGAGACUAUUUCUCGACCACCUCCAAAGCCGCAGGAUCCGGAAGGACAGGUAUGCGUAUGUUUCAAUAUGUCGAAUCACUCCACCGUUCCACUGUGA
Molecule: messenger RNA, 444 nt
Organism: Cooperia oncophora
Lineage: Eukaryota; Metazoa; Nematoda; Chromadorea; Rhabditida; Trichostrongylidae
Source: the annotation of a GenBank genome assembly